UCAAGGAGUGGGGCUGUGGGCGCGUGGCUGGGCGUGAAUGGGAUGCCCGGAGCUCGCGGCCCUUCACCGUCCCGGCGCUUGCGUACCAUGCGGCCGUCAGGCGCGCUUGCCGCCCCAGGUUGUCCCAAGUGCGCUCGUUCCGUAGGCGGCGGCGGCGGCGUCUCCUGCUCCGGGCGGGUUCCGGGCAGGCCGCCGGCGCUCGAACUGCUUCCCGGGGCUGCAGUCGCGGUGUCCGUGGGAAGCUCACGCCGGUCCCGCGCUCGCGGCUCACAGUGUGUCUCGGUGACACCGCCGCGAAGCCCGGGAGCAGCGAGAACCUAAAUUGCUAAUAAUAAGAAACAAAAUGUUAACAUUCACUCUGAAAAGUGUCAUGUCUAAACUCAACAUAUAUCGGAGCCGUCAUGGACAUCUCUCCCUCCUCCAGUAAGAGCGGAAAAUGAGAAAAUCACAGGAACAAGUGUCAUUCAAGGAUGUAUGUGUGGACUUCACUAAGGAAGAGUGGUGUCUGUUGGACCCCACUCAGAAGAUACUGUACAGGGAUGUGAUCCUGGAAAAUUAUAGCAACCUUGUCUCAGUAGGGUUUUGCAUUGCUAAGCCAGAAGUGAUCUUCAAGAUAGAGCAAGGAGAGGAACCCUGGGUAUUGGAGAAUGGAUUCCCAAGCCACUAUAACCCAGAAAAGAAAUGGAAAGCUGAUGACCUGUUAGAGAGCAGCCAGGAAAAUCAAGGUGAAUAUUUUUGGCAGCUCAUGGUCACCAACAACAAAACAAUGACUUGGGGAUAGAUUCAGGGUGAACAUGUGAGCAAUGAGUUGUUUGGGGACCGAUACUCUGCCAUACUUCUGGGAAAGAUUUCAGUUACAAAGUAAUAAUAUGAGACCUGAAAGACAUGGAACAGAUUGUCUUUCUUCUCUGGACAUUUUCAAGUCUCCAUGUGAUAGGACUCAUAGUUCAUUGGACACUACCCUGAAGAGGACAGUGUACAAGCUGGGAGAAGCUGGUCCUGACAUAUCUCUGAGCUGUUCAAUUCCACCUGCUUCUGGGCCCUUGUAUUAUGCAGGAUAACAUAAUUGUUAUGUUAUUAACAUAACAUAGUUGUUACUUAUUCUUAGGACUUUCUGGUACUUAAAGCUGAAGGCAUUCCAGGUGAUCCAGAGGAACACUUUCUAAGUGUUAAUGUUCUGUACAGUAAUUUUUGGGGAAAAUAUUUAUUUUCACAAGUUGAUACAGAUAUGGAUGUUUGUAUAGGGCCUAUACAGUAGGAAAAAAAACCUAAAAAGACUGUACUGGCAGACUUACUACUGUGGUGUGCCCUGGGCCCCUCCCCC
Molecule: messenger RNA, 1324 nt
Organism: Octodon degus (degu)
Lineage: Eukaryota; Metazoa; Chordata; Mammalia; Rodentia; Octodontidae
Gene: Znf248
Product: zinc finger protein 248
Exons: 7
Coding region: 437-781 (114 amino acids)
Biological process (GO): regulation of DNA-templated transcription
Source: RefSeq, a predicted model, not a curated record